GCUUAGUUUCCUCUGUGCUUAUGAUUGGAUAGCAGCUACGCAAAUAUAUCUUGCUUAACUUUAUUGGAAACAAACAAAUACGAACAGUGAGUGGGUAAAAGAAGGUUGCCAGGAGGAAGGAUUUGUUGUAGUUCUGUUUGGAAUGGUGUUAGUUAUACGGCUGCAGUAGGAUAGGGGAUUGGUUCCCGGGCUUAAAGCCGCGAAAUUUGUUGAUCGCAGAAGGGAAAGCGUACAGAGGAAUGUAUUAUAGUUCCAUCACAGUCAUGGGUCGGGUUGUUAUUACCAUGCUAUCCAUAGAUGUAUGCUCUUGAGUGGCGAGAUUGUUAUUAAGAUCUGUUGGGAAAUAGAGACUUCAAGCCUAUAUUCACUCAGUAGUAGCAGUGUUAGAGGCCUAAAAUGGAAAAGAAAUCAUUAGUUCAACCAUCAAUGUUUUCAGCUGACAAGCAGCCAGGUCUAGGUGGGCUGAUUCCCCCUUCCCAUUUUGAAAACCGUCGUCGUGUGUCUGUUCCUCCACCUUCUGUGUCGGUUACAUCUCAUCCUCCAAUCUGUGAACCAUGGACAGACCUUGCAAGGGAGUUGGUAAGCCUAAGGCAAGCAAAUGAGGAACUGAGAAAGAAACAAGAGAUGGAGAAAGAAGUUAUCCAAUCAAGGUCCUUGCACCGUCAGCCUUCAGAGGGAACCCCUUCAGAAUCACGAGCUUUAGAAAUAAUUGCACACCAGAUACAGGAGAUUCGCAGAUUAGAGAUCGCAUUAGCUGAUGCACAUGAGAAGGAAGAGCAGUUACUAAAGCUGGAACAGGAGGUCAAGGAAAUGGAUCAAAGGCAGAAAGAAAAUGUAGAAGCAGAACAGAGGAGGCAUGUAGCAAAAGAAGCUGCUGCAAGGCAGCGUGAAGCAGAGUUGGAGACAGCAUUGCAACACCAGAAGAUGGAAGCAGAGAAGCUAAGAAGCAGAGUGCAGGAACUAGAGGUGGAGCUUAAAGAGGACCAGGAACAAAAAGGGCAAGAAGUGGUUUGUUUGAAAAAUAAUCUCCAAACUGCUAUGCAAGAGAGAGAAAUAUUAGCUGACCAGUUUAGUCAGUCUCAGAAAGCUCUAGACUCCCAGAAUUCCUUGGUGCAGCAGCUAAAGACAUACAUUGGUGAGCUGGUUCCUGAUAAUAAAAUGAUGGAGGAGCAGAACAGAGAAAGGAUGGAGCUUUCCAACACUGUACAAGCCCUGGAAAAAGAGCGGAAUGUUUUGCAGACCACAUUGUCUCUGCUUCAAACCCGUCUAUCAUCUCUCACAAAUAUUCUGUCCUUGCAGGAAAAUGAAAUUUGUAAGAAGGGCGUACCCCAGGAUUAUGAGAAAUUUCAACAUCUUCUGUCAAGAUGGCGUGAGAAGGUUUUCUGCCUCAUGGUUCAGCUUAAAUCUGAGGAAAUCAACAAAGAAGAUGACCAUAGAAAAAGCAGAGAAAAAAUCUUAUCCCUGGAAAAAGCUCUGCAAGAAAAAGAUCAGGAGCAGAUUUUACUUUUACACACCCUACAAGAUCGUACAGCUGAGCUGGAAAUGGAGAGGGUCCACAGUAAAUGCCUACUGGAUGAACUGUCUGCAGCAAAAGCUAAAUCUGACCAUCUAGCAAGCAAAGUUGAAAUGACAGACAAGGCUGUGCUAAACCUGAAGCAGUUGGUUGACAGCUUUGUACAAGCUCUGUCAGCACAAGAAAUAACCUUGAAGGGUGCUCUCUCUCGAUUGGUCACACUCGGUCAAAGGGUGUCAUUUGCAUCUAAGAGGGUGGAUACAACGCAAGGUUUAGUAGCACAGAGAUUUGCUCUGCUAAGACUUGCAAAGGAUAAAGGAACCAGACAGCCAUCCACACAUUGUGAAAUCCAACCAUCUUAUGAAGAUCUUGAGGCUGAGGUGAAGCUCUUAAACGAGGAGAGAGAUCGUCUUAGCGCAGAAUUGAAACGCAGUGCACACUUGAUAGAGAGCCGAGUGGCUGAAACUAGAGAAAGAUUGGAAGCUGAAAUAGCAGAAUAUCAGCAGACUGCAUCUUUUUUGCGCCACUCUCUUGAUGAGAAUGAGAAGAGCAGAAGUGAACUUAAAGAACAGUUGGGAGUCACUGAGAGGGAAUUGCAAGAAUCUUGUGAGAACACAGCAGAAUUAAGGGAGCAACUGCUGGGAACAAAAGCAGAGUAUGAAAAAGAAUUGCAGAGGAAAGUGAAUGAAUUAGCAGAUCAUCACGUACAACAGUUGGCACAGAUGGAGAAGCACUUGAAUGAAGCAAGAAGAGAACACACUAAAGCCGUGGUUGCUCUCCGGCAGUCAGAACGUCAAAUGCAGCGUGAGAAAACGAGAAACCAGGAGACAUUGCGUUCAUUGGAGGAUGCUUCUCGAACCCGUGAGGAACAAUUAAGUCAGCAGUUACGGGAAGCAGAGAGGGACAAGAACCUGAUGAUUGCCACACUGAGGCAAGAGGGAUUAUUAAAUACAUAUCAGAAAAAUAGAACAGCUGCUGCCCAGAUUUUGAGGACAGAGGUGGAGAAAGCACAUAACCAGAAUGUGAAACAUGCCUCUUUACCUGGCUCCACUUAUUGCACUACUGAAUCAAUUUCAUCAAUGGUAGCCAAUCUUCAGAGCCUUGGAUCUACUCUACUGGAUGAUGACGAUGACCAAGAAGAAGAAGAUGGAUAAUAUGAUGGACAUUCUCAACCCUCAAUAUAGCACCUGUGCCUGAAUUUAAUAUCACUAAGAUUUAAAUAAGCACACAAUAACUACGGGAUAGUUGCACUCUGAGAGCACUGCUCAUGCACUGCAUAAAGAAUAGAUAGACCAUUACUACCCAUUCUCUGCUCGGUAGCAAUUGCACAGAAAUCCCCAUGUGUGAUAGGCCUAACACUGUUCUACCUGAAUGGCUGUAUUUUUAAACAAUAGAAACAAGUCCAAGUCCCAGUUGGGUAGCAGAAAGGUCUACCUCUCCCCAAAAUGUUGUGCUGUAUAAUAUAUAUACAUUUUGAUAAAUAACUCCCUGAUGCAGCUUUGUUUCUGUAUUUAUGCCAGCAGAUAAACACACUAAUAUAUAUCAGCACUAUUACUUCAAAGAAAAUGUUCUCAAGUAUUACAUGGAAUAAACAUUUUGAUAAUGCAAAUUGUA
Xenopus tropicalis (tropical clawed frog) is the source of this 3127-nucleotide messenger RNA. RefSeq names its product coiled-coil alpha-helical rod protein 1 (gene cchcr1). The transcript has 18 exons. NCBI's taxonomy places the organism in Eukaryota, Metazoa, Chordata, Amphibia, Anura, Pipidae. Gene Ontology annotation, cellular component: cytoplasm; nucleus. The record is from RefSeq and is a predicted model, not a curated record. Gene Ontology annotation, biological process: cell differentiation. The coding region runs from base 397 to 2667 and encodes 756 amino acids.